This is a messenger RNA of Macrosiphum euphorbiae (potato aphid), 264 nucleotides long. Lineage: Eukaryota; Metazoa; Arthropoda; Insecta; Hemiptera; Aphididae. The record is from the annotation of a GenBank genome assembly.
AUGAGUUCCAUCGAAACCUCAUUGGAUGACACAUUAACACAAACUGAUAAUGAUAGGAAUGAUGGUGAAUCUCCAGAAAUUCCUUCCAACACAUGCUCUCCUGUCACCCAGUCUUUUCCACCUCAAAAAAAGAAGAAGACAACGAUGAUGACUCCCUUUCAAGAUACAUUACUGGAUGCUAUAAAGAACCCCUCUCACAGACCUAUUGAAACAGAAGAUGCUGAUAAAGCUUUCCUAAUGAAUAAUAUUCAAAUCAAAUAUUGA